Molecule: messenger RNA, 2834 nt
Organism: Oncorhynchus kisutch (coho salmon)
Lineage: Eukaryota; Metazoa; Chordata; Actinopteri; Salmoniformes; Salmonidae
Product: potassium voltage-gated channel subfamily KQT member 4
Exons: 16
Coding region: 1-2460 (819 amino acids)
Biological process (GO): potassium ion transmembrane transport
Cellular component (GO): membrane; voltage-gated potassium channel complex
Molecular function (GO): voltage-gated potassium channel activity
Source: RefSeq, a predicted model, not a curated record
AUGUUGGUUCUCCCCGCACCUAACGACGAUAGACGGGUUGAGUUUGUGGCUCUUACCGCCGUUCAUACGGAGAGGAGUGAACCAUCGACCCCGGAGCGCGUGCACCCUUCUCACCGCACCGGGCUCCUCGGUACCCCGCUGCCCGGGCGUCUUGGACCCCGGGCGACCACCUCAGCCUCCAGCAAGCGCUACAGAAAGUUUCAGAACUUCUUGUACAACGUACUGGAAAGACCACGAGGAUGGGCAUUCAUCUACCAUGCGUUCAUUCAGACAACCAGCCACUCCUCGUCCUCCAGUCAGACAGCCAGCCACUCCUCGUCCUCCAGUCAGACAGCCAGCUACUCCUCGUCCUCCAGUCAGACAGCCAGCCACUCCUCGUCCUCCAGUCAGACAGCCAGCCACUCCUCGUCCUCCAGUCAGACAGCCAGCCACUCCUCGUCCUCCAGUCAGACAGCCAGCCACUCCUCGUCCUCCAGUCAGACAGCCAGCCACUCCUCGUCCUCCAGUCAGACAGCCAGCCACUCCUCGUCCUCCAGUCAGACAGCCAGCCACUCCUCGUCCUCCAGUCAGACAGACAGCCAGCCACUCCUCGUCCUCCAGUCAGACAGACAGCCAGCCACUCCUCGUCCUCCAAAAAUAAAAGUUGCACACCCUCAAUACUCCUGCCUGCCCUGUUUGUUAUGGACGAGGAGAUUGGGUCGUCAGCGUUUCCUGCUGGUGUUCAGCUGUCUGGUUCUAUCUGUGUUCUCCACCAUACCAGACCAUCAAAAGAUAGCCAACGAAGGCCUCUUCAUCCUGGAGUUUGUGAUGAUCGUGGUGUUUGGUCUGGAAUACGCUGUGAGGGUUUGGGCAUCUGGCUGCUGCUGUCGCUACAGAGGAUGGCAGGGGAGACUACGCUUCGCCAGGAAACCCUUCUGUGUCAUAGACUUCAUAGUGUUUGUGGCGUCGUUGGCGGUGAUCGCAGCGGGUACCCAGGGGAACAUAUUUGCCACCUCUGCCCUGCGCAGCAUGAGGUUCCUCCAGAUCCUCCGGAUGGUACGCAUGGACAGACGAGGAGGCACCUGGAAACUACUGGGCUCUGUGGUCUAUGCCCACAGCAAGGAGCUCAUUACAGCGUGGUACAUUGGUUUCCUGGUCCUGAUCUUUGCCUCCUUCCUGGUUUACCUGGCAGAGAAGGAUGUCAACACAGAGUUCAACACCUACGCAGACUCCCUCUGGUGGGGAACGAUUACUCUCACCACCAUCGGCUAUGGUGACAAAACACCCCGCACCUGGUUGGGCCGACUCUUAGCUGCCGGCUUCGCGCUCCUGGGUGUGUCCUUCUUCGCCCUUCCUGCUGGUAUCCUGGGGUCAGGCUUUGCUCUGAAGGUGCAGGAGCAGCACAGACAGAAGCACUUUGAGAAGAGGAGGACUCCUGCUGCCAACCUUAUACAGGCUGCUUGGCGUCUGUACUCUACUGAUGCUCAGCACUCCUACCUGACAGCCACUUGGUACUUCUAUGACAGCAUGCUUCCAUCCUUCAGAGAACUGACACUACUGUUCAGUCACCUUCAGCGACGGCGUAGCGCCAAGAAUGUCCUUCACAACUCCCACAACACCCUGCUGUCCGGGCUACAGCCCUACAGCUCCCCCUACCUGUCAGGGGACAGCAGCAAAAUGGGAUUCCGGGACAGGAUGCGUCUGAACAACUCCCGUUCGUCCCAGGCGAGCCGGAACAAGGCAUCCCCGCUCCCUCCCGGGACGAGUGUCCGCCAGUCGCCCAGCACGGACAAUGUCCCAGAAGCCACCAGUCCCGGAAAGGUGCAGAAGAGCUGGAGCUUCAACGAUCGCACGCGGUUCCGCACCUCCCUACGACUCAAACCCAGACCUCCUGCAGACGUGGAAGGAGUAGGGGAGGACAGUGUUGAAGACAAACCAUAUUGUGAUGUUGCCAUGGAGGAGGUGAUCCCAGCAGUGAAGACCUUGAUACGGGCUGUUAGGAUUCUGAAGUUCCUGGUGGCCAAGCGGAAAUUUAAGGAGACUCUGCGUCCAUACGACGUGAAGGACGUCAUAGAGCAGUACUCUGCUGGACACCUGGACAUGCUGGGGAGGAUCAAGAGUCUACAAUCCAGAGUGGAUCAGAUAGUGGGUCGUGGAUCGUCCUACCAGCCAGAUAAUAAGAAGGUGAGGAGUGAGAAGGGAGAGAAGACCCCUCCAGAACUAGACCUUAUGGACGAGCUCAGUAUGAUGGGACGUGUCAUCAAGGUGGAGAAACAGGUGCAGUCGAUAGAGAACAAGCUGGACCUCCUUCUUAACUUCUACACACAGUGUCUGAAGAAAGGCUCCUCCAACUUCACCUUGUCCUCUCUGUUAGAACCAGACCUGAUGUCGGACUACCACAGCCCCACAGACCAUCGUGACCUUUUCCCCUCCGCCAACACACUCAACAUCUCCCACUCAGAGUCCAGCAACAUAAAGUGACUGGUAUUGUACUCACUGACUGAGGCUGGGGCUGAGUCUGGGAAUGAACUGGGUCCACCGCUAGACCCUCACCACAAUGACCCUGAGAUGUCAUGUCACAAUACUGGACUGUAGCAGCACCCCUGGAGCAACCCACUAUGCCCAUAGCUCUUCCCACUAAUCACCAAACCAAUUUGAUUCCUAACUUUGGAGGUCUGACUCCUUUAGGAAUUCACAGUCCACACCUUAGGACCCACCCUUUUUACCAUUGACUGAUCCUCAUCUUUAAUAAUUUCUCCCUCCACAUACACUACAUGGCCAAAAGUAUGUGGUCAACCCUUCAAAUUAGUGGAUUCGGCUAUUUCAGCCACACCCAUUGCUGACAGGUGUAUAAA